Molecule: messenger RNA, 1296 nt
Organism: Selaginella moellendorffii
Lineage: Eukaryota; Viridiplantae; Streptophyta; Lycopodiopsida; Selaginellales; Selaginellaceae
Product: farnesyl pyrophosphate synthase
Exons: 13
Coding region: 37-1128 (363 amino acids)
Biological process (GO): trans, trans-farnesyl diphosphate biosynthetic process
Cellular component (GO): cytoplasm
Molecular function (GO): dimethylallyltranstransferase activity; (2E,6E)-farnesyl diphosphate synthase activity
Source: RefSeq, a predicted model, not a curated record
CUAAGGCUCGGAGGAAAAUAUUUCGAGAGCAGAGCUAUGGCGACUGCCGCAGGUCCGCUGCUCAAUGACAUCAAGAUCUCCGCCACGCCGGUGGCGGGAUCGUUCAAGGCCAAGUUUAUGGAUGCUUAUCACCGGCUCAAGAAGGAGCUCAUCACCGAUUCCGAGAGCUUUUCCCACACUUUCGAGUCGAGAGAAUGGGUGUCCAAGAUGCUCGACUAUAAUGUUCCAGGAGGGAAGCUGAAUCGGGGGCUCUCCGUGGUGGAUAGCUUGGUGUUGCUCAGAUCUGGCGAGGAGCUCAGCGAAGACGAGCUUUUCCUUGCGUUUGCUCUUGGAUGGUGCAUCGAAUGGCUCCAAGCGUAUUUCCUGGUCUUAGAUGAUAUCAUGGAUGAUUCACACACGAGAAGGGGUCAGCCUUGUUGGUUUAGACAGCCAAAGGUUGGCUUAAUUGCUGCAAACGAUGGCAUUCUUCUCCGGAAUCACAUAUCCCGUAUUUUAACAAGGCAUUUCCAUGACAAGCCUUACUACCAGGAUCUGCGAGAGCUAUUUGAUGAGGUGGAGUAUCAGACUGCCUGUGGACAGAUGCUCGAUCUUAUUACAACUCCACCCGGCGAAGUCGAUUUGUCCAAAUACGUAAUGGACACCUAUUUAAGAAUUGUAAAAUACAAGACAGCAUAUUAUUCUUUCUAUCUUCCAGUUGCAUGUGCUCUGUACAUGUCUGGAGAAGAUGAUAAAUCCAAAUUUGAAUCUGCUGAGAGAAUCCUUGUGCAGAUGGGAACUUACUUUCAAAUACAGGAUGAUUAUUUAGAUUGCUACGGCCAUCCCGACGUUAUUGGAAAAGUUGGAACCGAUAUCGAGGAUACCAAAUGCUCGUGGCUUAUUGUACAAGCGAUAGCUCGUGCAAUCCCCGAGCAGAAAUCCCGACUUUACAAUAACUAUGGACGCAAAGAUCCAGCGUGCGUCGCGGAGGUGAAGAAGGUGUACAAUGAAUUAAACCUCGAGAAACUUUUCCUCGAUUACGAAAGCGAGAGCUAUGACAACUUCAUGUCGAUAAUCGACGACGAGAAAAGCAUUGAGCUACAGCAAGUCUUGAAGCUCUUCCUUUCCAAAAUCUACAAGCGUCAAAAAUAAAAUCGCCCAGACAGUGAUGACAAAACCUUUUUUUCCAAAGCUUUUAAUCCCAGCCGUUGGUUGUGUUCCACGAAAAGGGACGUGAACUCUAUAUAUCUCUUGUUUUAGGGUUCUUGGUUAGGGUUGGCGAUGUCUUCUCUUCAAAUGGACGAUGACAAAUUCUCUAAA